AUGUACAUUGUUGAAGCAAUUGAUCAUUUUGCAAGUACAAUUGGGAAACUAUUAUAUAUGGUCCCAAUAACUGAAAGAGGAGAGCACUUGUUCUUUGCUAGAAUUAGCAUUGAAGUGCAUCCUAGGAGUGUUCUUUCAAUGAAAAUGGCAGUUAUUGACAGAAAAGGAAAGCACAAUGUCAUGGAGAUCUAUUAUGAAUGGAAAUCAAAGAGCGACGGAGGCGGCGACUACGGCGACGGAGGCGGCGGUCCUUAUGCAGAUACAGAUUUAUGUCAGGAUGUUGGGUUGUGGUUAGAAGAGAUAAAUCUGGGAAGUUAUCGUCAAAUAUUCAAAGAAAUUGGUGUAAAUGGGGAAUACUUAGAAAGCAUGUCAAUGUUCACGAUAGAACAGAUACUUAGGUUUAUAAGACGAUGUCACAUGAAAUGGGGUGACUUUAUAACCCUUUACAAGGAACUGAGGCGAAUUAAAGUGGCUUGUUUGAAAGGAGAACAAAGGGUACGAAGGACAUGGUGGGCACCUCCUUGUUUGGUGGUUGUUUUCGUCAAGUCUGCGAAGAGUAAUCGGCAAGCCAGAGUUGUGUUGUUGAAGCUUGAACCUUAA
Messenger RNA from Impatiens glandulifera, 600 nucleotides. RefSeq lists its product as uncharacterized. NCBI's taxonomy places the organism in Eukaryota, Viridiplantae, Streptophyta, Magnoliopsida, Ericales, Balsaminaceae. Bases 1 to 600 code for a protein of 199 amino acids. The transcript is spliced from 5 exons. The record is from RefSeq and is a predicted model, not a curated record. Gene Ontology annotation, molecular function: protein binding.